CCAAGAUGGCGGCGAGGUGCUCCUCACGCUGGUUGUCGCUGGCUGUGGGGAACCCCCGGCUGCCGGCUGCUGCGGGGAAGGGGGUUCGGGCACCCUGGGAGGACACCGUAGUGGUUUCUCUGGGCCGUAGGCUAAGCCAUGCAGCCAUCUCGCCUCGUUUGGGAGUCUGCGCCCCAGGGAGACUCCUGACAUUGAGACCCAGCGUCAGCCUCUCAGGAAUAAAGUUUUACCCUUUAAUUUGUACUGCUUCAUUUCACACGAGUUCCCCUUCCUCAGCCAAAGAUGAUUAUUACCAGAUCUUAGGAGUACCCCGAACUGCCAGCCAGAAAGAGAUCAAGAAAGCCUAUUACCAGCUUGCCAAGAAAUACCACCCUGACACGAAUAAGGAUGAUCCUAAGGCUAAAGAAAAGUUCUCACAGUUAGCAGAAGCCUAUGAGGUGUUAAGUGAUGAAGUGAAGCGAAAACAGUAUGAUACUUAUGGUUCAGCUGGCUUUGACUCUGGAGCAGGAACUUCUGGACAGAGCUACUGGCGAGGUGGCCCUACUGUUGACCCAGAGGAACUCUUUAGGAAGAUCUUUGGGGAGUUUUCAGGAUCUUCAUUUGGAGAUUUCCAAAGUGUAUUUGAUCAGCCUCAGGAGUACAUCAUGGAAUUGACAUUCAUUCAAGCUGCAAAGGGUGUUAACAAAGAAUUUACUGUGAACAUUAAUGACUCAUGUGAGCGAUGUGAUGGCAAAGGAAAUGAACCUGGCACCAAAGUUCAGCAGUGCCAUUACUGUGGUGGCACCGGAAUGGAAACCAUAAAUACAGGCCCUUUUGUGAUGCGUUCCACAUGUAGACGAUGUGGAGGCCGUGGAUCCAUAAUAACUACUCCUUGUGUAGUAUGUAGGGGAACAGGACAAGCCAAACAGAAGAAGAAGGUCGUCGUCCCAGUACCUGCAGGAGUGGAGGAUGGCCAGACUGUUAGAAUGCCUGUAGGGAAAAAAGAAAUUUUCAUAACAUUCAAGGUUCAGAGAAGUCCUGUGUUUAGGAGGGAUGGAGCAGAUAUCCACUCAGACCUCUUUAUUUCUGUAGCUCAAGCUGUCCUUGGUGGGACAGCCAGAACUCAGGGGCUAUAUGAGACAAUCAAUGUCACGAUCCCUCCUGGGGUACAGGUUGACCAAAAACUUCGAAUGAGUGGGAAAGGCAUCCCCCGGAUUAAUAGCUAUGGCUAUGGUGACCACUACAUUCAUCUAAAGGUUAGAAUUCCCAGAAGACUGACAAGCAGGCAGCAAAGCUUGAUGCUCAGCUAUGCAGAGGACGAGACUGAUGUGGAAGGGACAGUAAAUGGUGUCACAAAUACAGCUACUGGUGGCAGCACCAUGGAUAGCUCUGCCAGAGGCAGAGCUAGGCCUGAGGCUGGGGAGAGCAAGGAGGGAUUCCUUUCCAAACUUAAGAAAAUGUUUAUAUCCUGAUAUCCCAGGCGAGGCAAACGGUCCACUGGAAACUAGAGAGAGGAAGUUGCAGGAACACUGUCUGUUCGAUUGGAAAAUGUAAGGACUGCAGAUCAAUAGCACAGCAGCUGCAUGCAGAGGCUCUCUGACAUACUUCAGCAACAGUAAAAUCAUGUGACAAAUUUCCCAUUAGAAUAGGGUUACCAGUGGAUGGACUUAUCAGUAAGAUAUGCCUUAACUCUAAGAUAGACCCUGAUAUCUUAACAGAUGAUACGGAUUUCCUGUCCAUGGGAACGUAACCCAAAUCCUUCUGACUCUGCACAUAGUAGAACAAUUACAUACUACUUAUGGAGCCAAAAUUGUAAUUUGGAGUUGGAUGUGGUGGGAAUUGUACCUAUGAAACUUAAAAAGAAAAAGGAAAUAAAACACAAAACCUCUGCCCACGGCUUAAAAUGAAGCCUUAAGCUCCAUAUGGCUGUAAACUAAUUAACUUUUCACUGAGGAAUUGCCCAAGUGAAUCCAUCCCUAUAGGCUUUCUUCUCUAGGAGCCUGUGCUCACCAUGCCUUGACAGUGUCCUUUUCCUUCUAAAAGGUUAUGUCAAGAGCUAUUUAAUUUCUUCCUUCAUCACAACCACUUCUGUGUGUCAUUGUUUUCAAAAUCCUGGGAGUACAGUGCAUCUUGUAAAGUAAGCACUUUGGUUGUGGUAAAGGCAUCUAAUGAUCUAAGAAGAUUAAUGGAGGGUUGGGGGUGGUGGUUAAAUGUAUUGACUAUAGGACAUAAUGAUCAUUAUAGAGUUGUCCUUACAAAGGUAACCUGUCAUCCCUCCCACUUCAGUUUUGUCAUUUAAAGCCAGACUUCAAGCCUACCAUAAUGCCCUUGUAUCAAGUCAUAUUAUAUCCCAUGUCCCCAAGUGGAUAGAGUUCAGCUGUUCCAUUCAAACUGCGCUCUUGCCAACCAUGGUUCUUGGAUUACUGUCUUUACAUUGUUGGCAUCAUCAGAAAAGUAUCUUUAAAUUAUUUGACUCUUAAAAAUCAUUGUCUCUUCAUGUACAAGUGUUUGGUUUUUAAAAAAUAGUAAUCUAACCAGUUUCAAGUUUUCAAGUUACCCUAUAGCAAAGUGUACUGUUAACAAAGUAGCCACAGCUUUAUUUGAAUAUUAUGGCUUCUGAGUAUUAAAAGAAAUACUUAUGUUAAAAGUCAGGCAGGUUAAUGAAGAAUGUUUCUGAAUGGUUCCACUUUAUUUCAUUUUUAAUUUGCUUAAAAUAAAGCCACUAUUAAUGUCUAAUUUAAAACAUGUAAAGUGAUUCUGUAUCAAUGUAAAUAAGAUAAUCUGCUGCAAAAAGAUACUUGAAAACCUUA
Molecule: messenger RNA, 2789 nt
Organism: Vombatus ursinus (common wombat)
Lineage: Eukaryota; Metazoa; Chordata; Mammalia; Diprotodontia; Vombatidae
Gene: DNAJA3
Product: DnaJ heat shock protein family (Hsp40) member A3
Exons: 12
Coding region: 6-1451 (481 amino acids)
Biological process (GO): negative regulation of apoptotic process; protein folding; mitochondrion organization
Cellular component (GO): mitochondrion
Molecular function (GO): protein kinase binding; heat shock protein binding; ATP binding
Source: RefSeq, a predicted model, not a curated record